AACAUAUGAUACAAUAUUUGUGUUCAAAUAAGAGGGAGUGUUGAGAGGGAGAUUUUAAAAUAGAGGGAUUCUGCAACAUAUAAAACUCCGAUUCAUUUGUAUUACUUCUGAUUUAUAUCCGCUGUACAAUCAUCAGAAUCGUUUUUGUGUGAUAUCAGAAGCUACCAGUGCUAUUCUGCAGAAAAAUCUUUAUUUAGAAGAUGAUCGCUACACUCUUUGCUUUUGCGAUUGUAACAGCACAUGUUGCAGCGGAGAUACCUUCCUAUAUUCAUGUAUGUGGUCGUAAAGAUCCAAAUUAUGAUCAAUGCAUCACAGAUAAUAUCAACAAUAUAAAGGAUAAAAUCUGCUCAGGAAUGUCGGAAUUUAACAUUCUUCCAAUUGAACCAAUUAUUAUUGAUAAAAUAAUUAUUUACGAUACAGAUAAUCUUAAGCUAUCUGUCAAAGAUAUAAAAAUAAAUGGAUUUUGCGAUUUCGUUGUAAACUUCGUUCAUACAGAUUCUGAGAAGCUUCAUUUCAAUUUUGAUGUCUUAUUCAAGCAUCUUUUCAUGAACGCCACAUAUGAUUUUGACGUACGUGUAUUGGUAUCUCUUGCUAAUAAGGGAUUAAUAUACAUUUUUUCAGAUAACGUAAGUGGGAAAAUAAAUUUAGAUUUGAACGUAGUAACAAAGGAUGGUAAAAAAUAUAUAUAUGCCUCGAAAGCAAACACAAAUCUAAAUAUUAAGACGUAUGAUUAUAAAUUUGACGACAGUGAAAAAAACAUGGUUGAAUUGCAUAAAAUCCUUUCUGAUACCAUAAAACAAAAUGAAAAAGAGAUUUUUGACAAAAUUAUACCAGCACUAGAAGAGAAAGUUUCUACAAUAAUCAUUCCACUCUUCAACAAUAUAACCUACUCUAAAUACGAGGAAUUGUUUCCCGAAGAAGUUUAAAAAAAUAAUUAAAAAAUUUUUUAAAAUUUAUUGUUGCAAAAUCUCUAUAUGUAUCUUAUGAUUCAAAUAAAAAAUUAUAUAUA
Molecule: messenger RNA, 1009 nt
Organism: Pogonomyrmex barbatus (red harvester ant)
Lineage: Eukaryota; Metazoa; Arthropoda; Insecta; Hymenoptera; Formicidae
Biological process (GO): multicellular organismal reproductive process
Source: RefSeq, a predicted model, not a curated record